Messenger RNA from Pyricularia pennisetigena, 4335 nucleotides. RefSeq lists its product as uncharacterized. The transcript has a single exon. Lineage: Eukaryota; Fungi; Ascomycota; Sordariomycetes; Magnaporthales; Pyriculariaceae. Gene Ontology annotation, molecular function: protein heterodimerization activity. The record is from RefSeq and is a predicted model, not a curated record. The coding region runs from base 1 to 4335 and encodes 1444 amino acids.
AUGGCGAACAUGACACCUCCCACAGACCAUGGAUCCGGGCGCAUGUCUUCCGCUUCCUCCAUGGGCCCUCCAAAGGUCAGGUCACGAACACACAGUCUUUCCAGUGAUAGGGCAUCAACAAUUGGAGCAGGCUUCAUGUCCCCGCCCUUGACAGUGUCUCCCGAGGCAGCUUUCAUCGCCGCAGCGGCUGCUUCCCAGAUCGUUACCAACGACCACGACGCACAUCAAGAUGUCUGGUAUGACCAGCAGGGCAUCGAGCCCCCUUCAGAAACAGUACUCGUCUCUACAGCAGCACUGGCGUUGAUCAACAACUUUCUCGACCGACUUCUUUUCAACCUUCUGUCUACCGCCAAAUCCACAAGCCUCGCUGCCCUGCGACCUGCAGUUUCCGAGGUAUUAAAGCCGAAACUCGCCAAAGAUGCGAUAUAUCAGGCCGACGAGGAACUUCAAGAGUACCUCGGAGGGGGAGAUGAUGAGGACUAUGGCUCGCCUACAAGAUCGGAAGCUGCUCGCGACUGGGAUCUCGAGCUGGUCUGGAAGCGGACUCGUCUGCGCUGCAUGGUGUACUCCUCUCUGGGGGACUUGGAAGAGGAAGACGAAGAUUUUCACAUGGAGCAGGAGAAUCUACUUACCGGGGACGAGACUGUUGAGGAGACGAUAUCACCAGCCGUGGCCAUCUUUCUCACCUCGGUAUUGGAGUUCAUGGGAGAGCAGGCUUUGAUCGUAGCUGGUCAGGCUGCUUUUCAGCGGAUGCGUCACCACUAUGAGAAGUCGUUACGGGAAGGCACUCGAAGCCCCGGCGAUGUGGCCGACAGGAUAGUCGUCGGAGACAGCGACGUCGAGCGCAUCGCUCUGGAUAGGACGCUUGGGCGACUCUGGCGUUCCUGGAAGAAGCAGAUGCGGUCCCCGGCUAUGGCUCAGGAGGCCACAUUCCGCAACUUUUCUCGAGACUCGGCAAGGAGCAGCUCCACAAGCCAUCACAUGUGGCGUAGUCUGAGCGUCGAGCCACCACGGAGGAGAAACGACGGCUCCGCAUCUCCGCUAGAAGUGGAGGAGGAGCCUGCCGAGUUGGACAGGAGCAGCGCCGGUGCAGAGAAGCCGGCGGCUUCCGUACCGCUGCCGGUUGGCCCGGACGACAUGUUGGAGAUCUUGAUACCAGGCCUGGCACAUUACAGUGAUGACGAGGACGAUACUGAGGGCACCAAGAGCGAAACUCUGCCAAGGCGCCCCAAGAGCAUGUUGUUGAGUCCAGUAGCUGCCGGCGCCAGGGAUCCACCAACACCAGCAGCGUCGGUGCCAUGCACUCCGAAGUUCCCUCCUCGCAAGCGAGCCAACUCUUUACCUACUCCUGCAGCAUCCCCGUUCUCGUCGCCCAAGAACAAGCAUAUUGAAACUGUGACAAGUCCGACCGAAGUUGACGGGGCCGCGCCCAGCGAGCCUGUCACAUCAACCUUGAAGCCCGAGAACAUGAGUGAAGGUGACAACGAGGCUUCUGCUAGCAAGGUCCCGCCAGUGUCUCAACAGUCCUCAGAUGCAGCCCUCACAGAGUCGCCAGCCGAUAAAGAAGUGCAAAGGCCUACUAUUCAACAGAGGCGCAUGUCUUCGGCACAGAUCGCGGCCAUGAUUGCAGGUGGCUCUGGCUCUAAAUCCCCAGGUCUUCCCGCUCGAUCCCCAGGCCUGCCGGCAAUGUCGCCCGGAUUGCCCGCUGGACCGGAGCAAGAGCUCAACGAUGAAGCUGAGGAGAUUGAAGAGUUUUGCGAGGAGCCAGAGAUCCUCACGACCUCGAGGAUUUCAGUAUCUGGCAGGAGCACGUCACCCACGACUUCGGAGCGCAGCAAGCCGGCGAUCACUAUUGGGAUCCCGAAACGAUCUGCAAGCGUGCAUUCUGUCCGGGUGAUCGAGGUAGCCACUCCGCGCAGUCCAAUGUCGAGAUCUAGAAACAGCUCCGCCGAUGCACAGGAGCGCACCUCUCUGAGGGGCAGCAACCUGUCACGAACGGAUUCGACCAGCGCUUUUACACCCCCUAUCAGGGAAGAGAGCGGUAGACAGGCUAGUCCCUCGAGGAAGGCUUACCCGUUCCCCACCAAGUCGACGCGCCUGUACCAAAGCGACUCGAUUUCGGAGGCUGAGGAAUCUACUGGGUCGCCCGUCCCCAGCAUGUCGGUGUCUACCCUCUCAAGCAGGACUCCUUCGCCAUUGUCGGAGCAGAAGCCUGCUAUUAGCUAUGACGACCUUGAGGCUCAAGUCCAAUCUCAGCCACCAACCAUCUUCACGGUGCCCAGGGACUCCAAUUCACCAGUCCGCAACUCACCCGCUACCAAAGUCACCAUUGUCAGUUCCAGCGCUUCCGGCGGCAGUUUUUACCACGAGGACAAGCCCGCUGUACCAAGCACCUCGAGGUUGGCCGCCCAGACCAAGGCAGAUGUGCCUCCUCCGCCUGAGCGCAGCUCCAAUCGGCCUCGGGGCACAAGCACACCAUCGACACACCAGGCGUCCUCCGUCGCUCCUGUGUCGGUUGAGCGAUCUAGCCCCAACCGACGUGCUCCGUCUCAGACCAGAGAAGCAGUUGAGCCUCCCCGUGAACGGUCAAUCACUCCCAUGUCUGUGGAGAAGGUUUCGAGCCGCAAGCACCAUGACUCUGUCUCGACAAUCUCGUCUCUGCAGCAGAGGCUGAAGCCUGUCCGCGCUUCGCAAGACUCUACAAGGCCGGUGGACAUUAAGACGUUCGAUGAGCUGAUCCAGAGCGACGAGACGAUCCAGUACACGCUUACACCAGAGAGCAUGCGUGAUAUUGAUGUGAGUUUAUCUGCUUUUCCUGUACGUGCCGUCGGCUCACUGACUUUGCAACAGUCCAUCCGUUCUGGGAAGAAUGAAAGUCCGGUCCUUAGACCUAAGAGCCGAAAGAGUGACGAAAAAAAGUUCCAGGAGCACUCUCGCUCGGCCUCUACCCCCACUGGAGGCCCUCGUGCAUCCGACCUCAAGAGGUCCGCUUCAGUCUCGAGGGCUGGUGCUCUGAACUCUCAUCCCAUCAGCGAGGGUGCACCCCUGUCUGGGCCAAUUCCAAGAGCUCCAGGCCUGACUCCUUCCAAAUCGCACGGCGCGGGACCGCAAGCCCGUGAUGCUAGGAUUCCAUUGGAGUCACUAACGGAAUUUGCGGACUUUAUCCGCGCUACCGGUCCGCCUGGUGCCAGUGGUGGUAUGGGCCCCUCUUCAUCCCGUGCACCCGCAUCUGGUGCGUCCAGAACCACUACCGUUCCCGCGUCCGGUUCCAAGCAGAGCCUGGAAUCCAGCGGUCACUCGUCAAACACUAGCAAUCGUGCACGCUACCAGGCUCGCGAUGCAGCCAUCGACCCCCGUGAAGAUAACUCGGACCUCAUCGAUUUCAUUCGUCGCGGUCCCCAGACCAAGGAUAAUCCUCGGAUUCCUCGGACGGUCGCACCGUUCCGCAACACAAUGGACUCGGACCAGUUCGCAACUGCUUCAGGUGGCAAAGCUGUCGACGCUACGCUGCCGGAUAUUCGUCACAGCGCCGCCUCUACCAGCAUAACGGAAAACUCGGUGCCGUCCUCCAUAAACUCGCAGAGCGCUCUGCUUCGCAAGGACAAGUCGAUGGUUGGCGGCCGUGGUGGCCAAGGCAAUGCGAACAUGUUUGACGAAGAGGACAUGAUUCCCAAGAGGAAGCAGAGACGAGUCCGUGACCCUUAUGCCAUUGAAUUUAGCGACGAGGAGGAUGACUUUGACGAGGCGACUCCCAAGCCCUCCAGGCGCCUCCAGCCGCCGAUUGAGAAGGAGGAGACUCUUGCCGAAUUCCUUAUGAAUGUGCCCCCUCCCAAGGACACGAGUCCCGUCCCAUUAAAUCUCUCGUCGCAGAACCCGCCCACACCCAAGAAGAAGUCGAGCACGGCCAGUCUCAUGGCGCGCUUCACACGUAGGGACAGUACCAAGACCGACCGGAACAGGGCCGACAAGGAGAACAACAAAUUGACCAAACAACCCGAUCCCAACUUGGUUGCGCCUCAGAGCCGAGCCGGCGGCGGCCGUGGCUACGUUCCCAUCCAGGUGAACCUGCCGCCCGGAGUCAACGACUACGGAGCGGUGCCCCCACGGCCCAAAACCACGGGCAGUUCCGGCAGGGUCCCCAUGAAGAAGUUUGAGCCACGCGAGGCGGUUCCGGUACCGAACCGGACCAUCUCUGAGCUUGCCGACUUUUUCCGCAACUCGGAGCCGCCGCGCAACUUUGGCCCGACUGCCUAUAGUGGAGAGAAUGGGCAGAGGCUGCCAAAGCAGUUUGUCGAGGGUGGACAGCGUCUGCCGAAGCAGUUUGCUCAAAGCUGA